Messenger RNA from Daldinia decipiens, 1138 nucleotides. RefSeq names its product AhpC/TSA family protein. Bases 234 to 806 code for a protein of 190 amino acids. The record is from RefSeq and is a predicted model, not a curated record. Gene Ontology annotation, molecular function: thioredoxin peroxidase activity. Gene Ontology annotation, biological process: cell redox homeostasis; hydrogen peroxide catabolic process; cellular response to oxidative stress. Gene Ontology annotation, cellular component: mitochondrion; cytosol; cytoplasm. Lineage: Eukaryota; Fungi; Ascomycota; Sordariomycetes; Xylariales; Hypoxylaceae. The transcript is spliced from 4 exons.
GCAACUUCUUCGCAUUUAGCCCCCAGACGCCAAUUUUGUGGCUUAUUGAUUUCUUUUCUUUUUUCUUUUUUCUUUUUUUUUUAACCUCGACUCCGAUUUUCUUUUCCCUCUUCCUUUUUUUUUUCUCUACCUCGCAUUUUCGAAUUGGAUAUCCUAUACCUACCUGGGUACCUAUACUAUAAACUAAACCUCCUAGCUAGAUACUCACCUCUAUAUCCACACCCACCACCGCAAUGGCAUUCCGCCUCGCCCUGCGCCGCGGGCCCUGCGCCUUCUCCCCUGCGUCGGCUUCUGCUUCGUUCGCAGCACGCCGCUUCCACGCCACGCCGCGCGCCUUUGUGAAGGUCGGCGAGCCGAUCCCCAGCUUGGAGGUGCUGCAGGAGGGGUCCCCAGGCAACAAGGUCAACCUGGCGCAGGAGUUCGAAGCGGCGAACGGGGUGAUUGUCGGCGUGCCCGCGGCGUUCUCGGGCGCGUGCUCAGAGAAACAUGUCCCGAGCUAUAUCCAGAGCCCGAAGCUGAGGGAUGCGGGCAGGGUGUUUGUUGUUAGUGUUAAUGAUGCUUUUGUCAUGAAGGCAUGGGGUGAUCAGCUUGAUCCCACACAUGAGUCCGGUAUCCGAUUCCUGGCUGACCCCGCCGGCGAAUUCACCAAGGCCUUAGACCUAGGCUUUGACGCCCCGGCCAUCUUCGGCGGCAUGCGGGCCAAGCGCUAUGCCUUGGUCGUCGAGGACGGCAAGGUCAAGUCGGUGCACGUUGAGCCGGAUAACACCGGAAUCGACGUUUCCAUGGCCGACAAGGUUCUGGGUUAGACGUGGUUAUGUGGGUUAGUUGAUGUGGAUGGGCUAUUAAAAAGAUCUCGUUCCGAGGCACGUAGAAGACUGCGGUCGUUUGUAUAUAAACGGAUACGAUGAUUUGAUGACACUUUUGGCUUUUGCUCACAACGUCGUUACCUAGCUGCUGUAGCCCGCGCUCGCUGAUUAGUCUAAAGUAAAUACGCAAAAUAUUAUAUCUUAGAAGGCUUGAUACUGCUCUAAGGGGGCUAUCGUUCCGAUGACUAGUUCUGGCAGGACUGCGUCAACAGACCGCCUUACCUUAAGAUAUGGUAUACCCAUUCUCAUACCAUAUAAAACUACAAGUGAAC